Molecule: messenger RNA, 576 nt
Organism: Saccharomyces kudriavzevii IFO 1802
Lineage: Eukaryota; Fungi; Ascomycota; Saccharomycetes; Saccharomycetales; Saccharomycetaceae
Gene: PAA1
Product: polyamine acetyltransferase
Exons: 1
Coding region: 1-576 (191 amino acids)
Cellular component (GO): cytoplasm
Molecular function (GO): aralkylamine N-acetyltransferase activity
Source: RefSeq, a predicted model, not a curated record
AUGGUCUCUUCAACGAGUACGCUACCGCUUCAUAUGUACAUUAGACCUUUAAUCAUUGAGGAUUUGGAACAGAUCUUGAAUUUAGAAAGUCAAGGUUUCCCUCCAAAUGAAAGAGCUUCGGAGGAAAUCAUCAGUUUCCGUUUGAUUAAUUGUCCAGAAUUAUGUUCUGGUCUUUUUAUCAGGGACAUUGAGGGCAAAGAAGUUAAAAGGGAGACGCUAAUCGGCCAUAUUAUGGGCACCAAGAUACCCCAGGAAUACAUUACCAUCGAAAGCAUGGGAAAAUUGCAAGUGGAAUCCAGUAAUCAUAUCGGCAUUCACUCCGUGGUAAUCAAACCCGAAUAUCAAAAGAAAAAUCUAGCCACUCUAUUAUUAACCGACUACAUUCAAAAAUUGAGUAACCAAGAAAUCGGCAAUAAAAUUGUAUUGAUUGCUCAUGAGCCAUUGAUUCCAUUUUACGAAAGAGUUGGGUUCAAAAUCAUUGCUGAAAACACCAACGUUGCCAAGGAUAAACAGUUUGGCGAACAGAAAUGGAUUGACAUGGAAAGAGAAUUAAUUAAGGAAGAAUAUGACAAUUAG